AUGGACUACGUCAAAGAAAAAACGGACAGUCUUGCCAUCAAAGUCGCCACGCUCGUCUUCAGAGGUGAUUUGUUCGGCAAUGUUGUGCCGCCUACCUUGAUCACAUUCACUAUCAUGAUCUUAACCGCAGUGACCGUGGUAGCAAUUGGCGCCAACUUUGGCGUUGUCCAACCCCGAAAUGCAUUAGAUCCUGUCAAGGGCCAUCCAUUAUACGAUGAUUCGGAUAUGGACAGGUUACCGUCUCCAGAGCUUGAGGUCAGCGAUUCCGGCAACGUGGCGAUGAUUUUCGUGCUUGCUUGUGCGUCUUUAACUAUCUUCUACCAGCUUAUCAAAAGUGGUCACGAAAAGGACCUCUCCUAUUGGCUGGCGGUAUUUUUCAGGUACUAUAAUGCCAAAUCAGCUCAGCAUUUCUACAGAAACCUUUUGAAAAUCGCGAAUAGAGUUACGCCUGUCAAAUUUUUGAGCAGAUUCCGUUUGACACUAUCGCUAGACCCCGAAGUGCACCCAACAGGACUCGAUAAUCUGAGGGCGUAUCCCCACACGUCAAUAUCGCAGGAGAGGUACGAGGCCAUGAAUGAAGAGGCCAAGACGGAUGUUGCUAAAAACGACCAGUUUCUCAACUUCUACUUCUCCAGCGCCGAGAUUUACGCGUUGAUAUUGGCCGCGUUACAGACGUGGCUAUUUUACAGAGUUGAUGGCCCCAACAACUGGCUGUUGUCGUCACUUAGUUCAUGUGCUGUUGCUGUUUACGGUGUCGGGAGCAUCAGUAUAUCUCGCUUCAAAUACGGAUUUCUGUUGCUUGUACUGUUGUUUGUAUACGACGUGUACUUUGUCUUCUUCUCUGAGGCAAUGGUGGCCGUUGCUACCCGAUUGGACGUUCCACUGAUGGUAGAAGUGCCAAUGAUGGUCGAUUACGAUGAGUCUGUACUGGACGGGUCCAAGCUACCGAAACCAUUCGUUCCGAAGUGGAUGAUAGGGCUUGGGGACAUGACCGUUCCAGGCAUUUUCAUCUCCCUGUGUCUCAGGUUUGACCUCUGGCUGUUCCACGAACGCAAUCCAAACACUCACUUCUAUAUGUCACAGAAGUUUCCCAAGCCGUACUACACGGCUGCCAUGACGGCGUACGCGCUCAGUCUUGGCAUCACUGUCACCAUGAUGACGGUGUUCGAACGCAGCCAGCCGGCUCUUCUGUACAUAUGCCCGAUGCUGAUGGCCUCUGUUGCCGGAUUGGCUCUGUUAAAAGGUGAGCUUGGGCAAUUGAUGAAUUACAACAGUGGGUUCCCAGAGACCAAGGAAGAGAAAUUCGAGUGGUCCGAAGAAACCAAGGCGCUUGUGGCCAAGGAUCUAAACGACGAGGAUCCGGACGAAGACUUGGAUUAUGUCGACACCGAGGUUGACGAGUUUGACGACGACGACGACAUCGAGCUGGAGAUCGAGCUCGAAGGUAAAGAUGCAAAGUGA
Kuraishia capsulata CBS 1993 is the source of this 1461-nucleotide messenger RNA. RefSeq lists its product as uncharacterized. The record is from RefSeq and is a predicted model, not a curated record. The coding region runs from base 1 to 1461 and encodes 486 amino acids. Gene Ontology annotation, cellular component: membrane; lumenal side of endoplasmic reticulum membrane; cytoplasmic side of endoplasmic reticulum membrane. Gene Ontology annotation, biological process: membrane protein proteolysis. The transcript has a single exon. NCBI's taxonomy places the organism in Eukaryota, Fungi, Ascomycota, Pichiomycetes, Pichiales, Pichiaceae. Gene Ontology annotation, molecular function: aspartic endopeptidase activity, intramembrane cleaving.